Molecule: messenger RNA, 6748 nt
Organism: Eriocheir sinensis (Chinese mitten crab)
Lineage: Eukaryota; Metazoa; Arthropoda; Malacostraca; Decapoda; Varunidae
Product: putative neural-cadherin 2
Exons: 26
Coding region: 104-6724 (2206 amino acids)
Biological process (GO): homophilic cell-cell adhesion
Cellular component (GO): plasma membrane; catenin complex
Molecular function (GO): cadherin binding; calcium ion binding
Source: RefSeq, a predicted model, not a curated record
GCUGCGCCCUGCGGCAAGAAGUUAAGACGAACACGGAGACAGCUCACCGAAAUAAAGGAAGCUGAAGGAAGGAAGAAAAAAGAAAGCGAGGAAGGAGGGAAAGAUGAAUCCAGGCAGCCUAUUCACUAUCAUCACCAACAGCACGCUUUUAGCGACGAGGCUCCUGACCAACCCUUCGGAGGAGAUUCUCAGCUUCUCCCAAAACCAUUACUGUGUGGAGAUACCUGAGUCCUCCCCGCUGGCCUCCACCGUCCUCCACGUCUCCGCUCUCCACCGCAAUCUCAACCUCCAGCACCAAGUUCGAUACUCCAUUCCCGAGGGCAACCGAGACGGGCUGUUCACCAUCCACCGCCACACGGGUCUCGUCUCGCUGGCGGCCCCGCUCGACUACGAGACAAAGAGGACGCAUGAGUUGGUGGUCUCGGCGGAGUGCUGUAGUGGCGGCGGCGGGAGCGUGGUGGCCCGGGUGGGGGUGAGCGUGCUCGUGAGGGACGCCAACGACCACGCCCCCUCCUUCCCACGCCCGCCCCCGCGACUAACCGUGGUGGAGGAGGACGAUCGUGACCUGCCUGCCCCCCUUCUGCAGGUCGAGGCCGUGGACGGGGACGAGUGUGACGCCGGGACGUUGGUGUUUAGUGUGGCUGGUGACGGCGUGGAUGACAUGUCCCCCGCCGACGCCUACUUCAGCGUUGACCCCCACAGCGGCACACUGCAUCAGCUGAGGGCGUUGGACAGAGACCCGCCCGAGGGAAGGAGUGUGUGGAGGGUGAGGAUACAGGUGAGGGACGGCCAGGUGCGGAGGAGGAAGAGGAGGCAAGAGGAGGAAGGAAAGAGGACGAAGAUGAAAGAGGAGGAGGAAGGGGAGGAGGAGGAAAGCAGGAACGAAGGGACGAAAGUAAAGAGAAGCCACGAAAGCAACAACAUCAUCAACGACAACAAAAACAGCAACAGCAAAAACAACAACUAUCAAAACUUCUUCCCAAAACAGCCCCAAAGUCUCCAAGUACGCGCAGACAAUCCUGAAAGUAGAAAUGAAAAUCGCCCAAAAGAUCAAGAGGAAAAGAGGAAGAAAAGUAGUAAAGUAAAUGAGGAAGAAGACAGAAAGAACCCGAAAGGCGCAGAGGAAAACGACGAGGACAGUCAAGGAAAUAGAGAAAAGAGACAUAGGUUCGAAGAAAACGGAAGUCAAAGAGACGAAGAAGAAGAAAGGAUGAUCCCGGGAGAGAGUGGCGGAGAGGAAAACCGAAAUAGUCAUUCUGUUAACGGAAAGUUUAACACAGAUCAACGAGGAAGAGAUGGGGGAGGAGGAGGAGGAGGAGGAGGAGGAAGAGGAGGAGAAAGCAGAAAUAGAGAGAAAAGAGGAAAAGACGAGGGAAGAGAAGAAGCAAGAGUAGGAAAAUCAUGGGUAAUGGAAGGAACAGCUCACAAUUCAGAAGGCGGAAGCGAAAUAGGAGGAGGAGGAGGAGCAGCAGCAGGAGGAGGAGGAGGAGGAGAAAGACUUGGAAAUAGAAACGAAAAAUGUGAGGGACGUUUCUAUAGUAACAGUGGAGGUGAAGAUGAUGAGCAAGGAGGUGGAGGUGACACGGAGAAAGGCAAAACAGGUGGAAGGGCUCGUGUUGACUCUGGUGAAACUCCUGCUGGUGGUGAUGGUGAUGAGGAUGAAGAUGGUGAUGAAGAAGAACUUGGAAGCAGCAGUGGUGGGAGUAAGUGCGUGGCGGAGCAGGACGGGGAGGUGGCGGUGCAUGUGGAGGAGACGGUGGUGGUGAUAGACGUGAGGGACAUCAACGACAACGCUCCGCACUUCCCCCUCACCACCACCUACGGGAGGGUGCUGGAGAACGGGCCUGAAGGUCUUCAAGUGGCACAAGUCUUCGCCACCGAUCUGGACGACCCCAAGAGCAAGAACUCCGAAGUGAGAUACUCCAUCGGCAAGAACGUGGUGGACGAAGGGACCGGCAGCGCACUCUUCACCGUGGAAGCAGAGACCGGCGUGCUCACUACCGCCCUCUGUUGUCUGGAUAGGGAGCGAGCCCCGAAGUACCGUCUUCAAGUUGUGGCUGCCGACGGGGGAGGCUUGAAGGGGACAGGCACGGUGCUGGUGGAGGUGACGGACAUGAACGACAACCGGCCGCGUCUGGAGCAACACGUGUGGGAGGCGGACGUGAACGAAACGACGAAGGGGGAGGAGCUGGCGGCCCUCUCGCUCCUCCGCCUCUCCCUCCUCGACCAGGACACCAACAACCAGUUCCUCUACCGGGUGGUGGAGGGCAGCGGCUGGGGUUGGCAGCUGUUCGGGGUGAGGACGGAGGGAGCAGCGGGCCACCUCCACCCCCUGGCCCCCCUGGACUACGAGGACCCAAGACACGCCCUCGGGUUCUCCUUCCUCGUCCAAGUCACUGACAGGGGUGAGGGCGGCUUUGACGACCCGCUACAUACAGACUCGGCCAGCGUCAAGAUCAACCUCCUAAAUGUGAACGAUAACCCGCCCGCCCUUGCCCGCCCGCACGCCAACGCCACGCUGAGGGAAGACGCGCACCUGGGGACACUCAUCACCACCAUACCUGCCCACGACCCGGACGAGGGCGGGAACGGGGUCGUCGACUACCGUGUGGAGGGAGGCUGGGGUGCGCUGGGGGUGGACGAGGGGGGCGGGGUGAGACUGCUACGCCACCUGGAUCGCGAGGCACCAGGAGGGGCGAGGACACUAGCCCGCAUCCUCGCCGUGGACAGAGGAACGCCCCCACUCACCUCUACCGCCACCCUGACACUCAAUGUGCUGGAUGUGAACGACUGCGCCCCGAACCUGCUUCCGCCCACCGUCUUCCAUGUCCCCGAAGGAGCGCCGGCCACAUUCCUGGGUCUCCUGCGCGCCACCGACAGGGACGUGUGGUCGCUGGGACAUGGCCCGCCCUUCUCCUUCUUCCUCGAUCCAUCCAACCCACCGCAUAUCCUGCAGAGUCUUGAGCUGCGGCGUGAUGCUGGUGAGUGUGUGGGUAUUGGGCGUAUUUGGUUAGUAGUGGUGGUGUUGUUACCAUCUGCACUACGAAUUGAAGAAAACGAGAGCGACGCCGACGACGAGAACCACAACGAAGGAGACGAGAUCGAGAAAGAAGAAGGGAAGGUCGUGGUCGGAAGGGACGAGGUCGGUCUCUGGACGCUACGACCCCUCGACAGAGAGAAGCAGAGGCGGCUGGAGGCUCGCGUGGUCGUUGCUGACGUCGGCGGUCGGUCGGCUUCUCAUGUGAUCGUCGUGGUCGUGGGUGACGUGAACGACCACUCCAUGAAACCCGCGGCCAAGACGGUGUAUUGGUGGCACACGCAGGGAGGGAGGUCAGAGGUUGCCCUGGGUCGCGUGCACGUGGAUGACCCGGAUGACUGUGACCUCGCCGACAAGACCUUCCGCUGGGCCGGCCUCCCCCCGCCCCCUCUCUUCUCCCUCAACCCCAGCACCGGCGCGCUCUUCGCCUCCCCCCACCUACAGCCCGGCAGAUACGAACUUCGCCUCCUGGUCAGCGACAAGGCGUGGGCUCAGGAGGGCGUGGAGGCUAACGUGACGGUGGUGGUGCGCCCGCUGACCCACGCCAUGCUCCGCCACGCCGCCCGCCUCAUCCUCACGCCCACCAGCCACGCCCACGCCUCAGCAACGCCCGCCAGCCUCCUCGAAGGGUGGGCGCCGAGGAAAGAUGGAGGACUGCUGGGUCGACUUCUCAGAGUGGUGGAGGAAGUGGUGGAGAAUGAGGAGGAAGAGGGAGAGGAAGAAAAGGAGAAGGGUGGCUCAGGAGGAGGAGGAGGAGGAGGAGGAGGAAGAAGAGAAGUUCAAGCUGAGGUUAUCAGUUUGUAUGACCACCCCACGGGCCCCCAAACACCCCCUCCUCCUCCCCCUCCUCUUCCUUCUUCCUCUGACUCCUCCACCUCGCAUCCCCUUCCUCCGCACCCCCUCCGCCCCCCUGCCCAUGCGGAGUGUCCUGAGGAGGUGGGGACGGGCGGGGGCGGGGGCUCAGUGGUGUGGGUGUGUGUGCGGGUGAGGAGCGCAACGAAGGACGGUUACCUGCACCCCAGCAAGCUACAAGGCGUGCUGGCGCUUCACAGGACUCAGCUGGAGGCGGCGGUGGGGCUCAGGGUGGCGGUCGGGGCUGGAGGCUGGGGCGGCGGGGACAGCGGCAGCGGCGAUGGGGGGGCGACGAGGGGGCAAGGAACGGCAAAGCUGGGGGAGACCCGACCUCAGGAGGAAGCAGGAGAGCCCCCGCACCCUUCCCCCGCGGCCUCCCUCCUCACCCCUCUCACCCACCGGCCACAGGUGACGGACAUGCGCUCCACCGCCCUCGUCACCCCGCGCCUCCAGCCCAGCCACACCUGCCACCACCCCCACGCCCACACCCUCGCCCGCACCUGUGUGAACGACCCCUGUCUGAAUGGCGGCAGGUGUGUCAGGUUCAACACGGGGUUCAGGUGUGUGUGCCCCGGGGGAACGAAGGGGCCAAGGUGCAAGGUGUUGGCACGAACCUUCACUGGGGAUGGCUGGCUGUGGCUGGAGCCCCUUCCUCCCUGCUCCCCAACUUUCCUCUCUCUACGCCUGCUCACCUCUUCUCCUGAUGCCCUGCUCCUCCACUCUGGACCCCUUGACACCCAUCACUUCACACCCUUGUCUCCAUCACCCCAGCUAACUCUGCAGCUGACAGAGGGACAGCCCCACCUGGAAGUGAAGGGCUCCAGUGGUUCUGUCAGUCUGAAGCUCAAAGCAGCUCUUCAUGAUGGUGUCUGGCAUUCGCUGUAUCUGCAUCUGGCAGAGGAGCACGUGGCCAUGAUGCUAGACCAGUGUGGGGAUGGAUGGGCCAAUGACACAGCUGACGACACACAUUGCCUGGUGCAGAAGACCUUGGAGAGACCAGUGGUGGGGAGAGAGGCAUGGGCAGGGGGCUGGCCUCUGCAAGUGGGUGGCUUGGCAGUGUGGAAGGACAACACAACAACCACUCGGCUGACUCUCACACCACAGUCACUGGUUGGCUGCCUCUCACACCUCACAGUGAAUGGUCAGGUGAUGGACUUGGGGCAGCCACCUCACCACCGCCACACCACAAGCAGCUGCUAUCUACAGCAGGCUGCUUGUCACAAGAACUGUGGGCCACAUGGACACUGUGUGGGUGGCCUGCACCAGCCAGCCUGUCAAUGCUCAUCAGGAUGGACUGGGACCACCUGCCUCACACCCACCUUGCCAGCCACCCUUGGUCCUGUUUCCUAUGUCAAAUUGUCCCUCUCUUUCAUGCCACCACCGCACAAGGUGACCUUCUCUGUGCAGGUCAAGGCCAGCGGGGCACCCACUGGACUGGUGCUGGGAUUUGCUGAUUUCCUCCACCCAUCCUCACCUGCCUUGACCCUCCAUCUCCGUGCGGGUGUUGCCUGUGUGACGCUGGCAGGUGACAGGCAGCGACCCAGUCAUGACAGCCAACAGGAGAGUGUGUGGGAGGUAUGUGUGGGUGGCAGGCCACUGGGAGACAAUGCUUGGCACCUGGUGACUGGCGGGUGGAUCGGACGCAGUCUCUUUGUGAAGGUGGAUGAUGGCAUUGACGAAGACACAAGAAAUGAAAGUGUGACACUCCACCCUCGAGUGAUGCCUCUUCUUCGCUCUGCCUCCCUUGAGAAUGUGGUGGUGGGUGGCCUCUCUGGGAGCAGCGGUGCAGAAGGACAGGCAGUGCAGCAUGACUUGCAUCAUGUCUGCUUGGAUGACCUGAGGGUAUGUGGACAGUCACUGCCACUGCCACCCACCACUCAAGCAACACAGUGGGGACAGGUUACUGCCUUCCAGGGUCUCAGCAUGGGCUGCCAUCUUCCCAACCUUUGUCUCAACACCACCUGCCCACCACACCUCACCUGCACUCCUGUGUGGGGCCAUCCUACAUGCAGCUGUGGCCCAGGGAUGGAGCCAGCAGGCCAAGGGUGUCAGGACAUUAAUGAGUGUGUUUGGAGCCCCUGCCUCAAUGGGGGCACCUGCAUGAACCAGCCAGCCUCCUAUGUCUGCCUCUGUGGUGUGGGACACUACGGGGAAAACUGCCAGUGGUCCAAAGUGGUGACAGUCGAGAGUGUGUCUCUGGUGACCCUGGUGGCUUCUACUGCUGCUGCCACUGUCUUCAUAUUGGUGAUGUUUGGUAUCAUCGGAGCACUACUGAUGAAUCGGCGGCACUGUUUUGCCCAUAACAGUGAGGAGGAAGAGGAUGUCACACCAACGAGAAUACUUGGAAACCGACACUGGAUCAGAAGGCACAGAAGACGAAGAAGAGAAGGAAUGGGAGGAGAAAGGGCACAAGUAGAGGAAAGCAACUUAUGGUGGAGAAAGAGGAGAAAAGUGAAAGACCCUCCUCCUAAUAUUCUCCUUUCUCUUCAGUCAAAUCCACCUCCCCCUCCUCCCCCUCCUUCCCUUCCCCCUCCUGCUUCCCCACUUCCUCCACAGCAACAGCCCUUUCCUUCUCCUUCAGAGUCUGAAAUGGAGGUAAUGUCACCUUCAAAUCCAGCAGACAGUUGGAAGGAGAAAGGUGACAGGAUUCUAGGAAAGACACUCAGGCCAGGCAUCCUAGAGGCCAUUGACCUCUUACGGCAUCUCCCAGGGAAGGCAAGGGAGCAGCCAGAAGACAGUAGGACAAAGGGGGCCCAGGGGACCACAUGCUCUGCCUGGGAGGACUGCAACCACCAACAAGCUGCCUCUGCCUCAGCCCUGGAAGGUGUCAUGUGAUCAGAAAAUAAAGGAAAAAAAGGA